AUGGAGUGGGCAGAUCCCUUUCUUCUUAACCCUACCAUUUUGUACCAGAUGCUGGCAUUUCCAUUUGCUGUUCUGUUUCACUAUCUCUGCAGCUUUGGGUAUCUCUCUCCAAGUGCCAGGUAUGUUGUUCUUCUGGUUGGAGGCUUCCUUAUAGCAUGUGCUGCCAUGGGAUUGUAUGCCUUGUUGCUCUUCAUCCCAGCCUUGUGCUCGGUGGCCAUAUUCCACUCAGUCAGCCCACUGCGGGUCCACACAUGGGUGUUUGUCUUCCAGAUGUCUUGGCAGACACUCUGCCACCUUGGGCUGCACUACAGAGAGCAUUAUCUGCAAGAAGCCCCAUGCAUCAGGCUAUCGAUUGCUCUUUCUUCUCUCAUGCUGCUGACCCAGAAGGUCACAUCACUGGCUCUGGACAUCCAUGAAGGGACAGUGACAGUGACCUUUGAGCACAGGAGGAGGAAGGAGCCCCUGCUGGGAGCAUUACCUUUCUGCAGCUACCUGCUAUUUUUCCCUGCCCUGCUAGGAGGCCCCCUGUGCUCUUUUAAGAGAUUUCAGGCCCAGAUCUUGUGCUCAAGUCUACCAUACUUCACGCAGUCCCUUUGGGUUGCUGGCCAGAAAAGUCUUUGGGCUCUGACUCUGCAGCUUCUGAGACUGGCUAUGAGAGGGCAUGAGGGCACACUGACCAGCCUGGCAUAUUGUACUCGCUUUGGCUGUGUGUAUGUUGUGUGGAUUUCAUCUCUGCUCUUCAGACUGGCCUAUUAUUCUCACUGGGCCCUCGAUGAGUCUCUCCUCAAUGCAGCAGGCUUUGGGCUGGCUCUUGGACAUGACCCUACCCAUGGAGACCUCUCAGGCACAGCUAUGUGGACCCUGGAGACCACACACAGGAUAGCCUUGUUCACCAGGACCUGGAACAGGAGUACUGCCCAGUGGCUGAGGAGACUCAUCUUCCAGCGCAGCCCAACCCAGCCUCUGCUGGCUACCUUCACCUUCUCAGCCUGGUGGCACGGCCUCUACCCAGGGCAGGUGUUCGGCUUCUUGUGCUGGGCAGUAAUGGUGGAAGCCGAUUACCGGAUUCACCCUUUUCUAAGCAACCUUACAAAAUCCUGGUGUACAAGGUUGCUGUAUAAAGCCCUGACCUGGGUCCUGACUCAGCUCAUUAUUGCAUACAUCAUGGUUGCUGUGGAAAUGAGGAGUUUCUCUGCACUUUGGCUACUGUGCACCUCCUACAUCAGCUUCUUCCCUCUCCUGUAUUGCAUUUCACUGCUGCUGCUAGCAAAGAGAGCAACACAGAAGUGA
Molecule: messenger RNA, 1290 nt
Organism: Alligator sinensis (Chinese alligator)
Lineage: Eukaryota; Metazoa; Chordata; Crocodylia; Alligatoridae
Gene: MBOAT4
Product: membrane bound O-acyltransferase domain containing 4
Exons: 3
Coding region: 1-1290 (429 amino acids)
Biological process (GO): lipid modification; peptidyl-serine octanoylation
Cellular component (GO): endoplasmic reticulum membrane
Molecular function (GO): serine O-acyltransferase activity
Source: RefSeq, a predicted model, not a curated record